UCCAUCCAAUUCGAAACUCAUAGCCAAGAUUCAUGGGUUUCUCUUCCCGUCUAAUGCUUCAGGCUACCAUAUUGUUUGUCCUGAUAUGUUUCAAAUGCAUAUUUCUUGGAGUUGAAUCAGCCACUUUAAGUCUAUCUACAGACAAGGAAGCCUUGAUCUCAUUCAAGUCUAAAAUUAAUCUGGUGCCUCGCAAUGCUCUAUCUUCUUGGGACCCAAACACAUCGCCCUGCAAUUGGACUGGGGUGGUCUGCAACAAGUCUAGCCUGAGAGUGAUCAGCCUUGAUCUUUCAGGUUAUGGACUUAAAGGAUCCAUCAGUCCUCGUAUUGGCAAUCUCUCCUUCCUCCGUUCCCUUCAACUCCAAAAUAACCAAUUCACUGGAAAGCUUCCCACUGAAAUUGGUCAUCUUUUUCGUUUGAGAGUUCUGAACAUGAGCUCUAAUGGAAUACAAGGUGGGCUACCCUCAAAUAUAAGCCAAUUAACUGAGCUCCAAAUCCUGGACUUGACGGCAAACAAUAUCACAGGGAGAGUUCUUGAAGAGCUUACCUACUUGACAAAGCUCGAAGUCUUGAAGUUGGGAAGAAACCAGCUUUAUGGUGCAAUUCCGCCAGCCAUAGGUAACCUUUCCUCACUCACCAAUAUAAAUUUCGGUACCAACACUCUAAGUGGCAUGAUUCCUGGCGACUUGGGCCGCCUCCCAAAUUUGAAGGAACUUGAUCUCACCAUUAACAAUUUGUCCGGCAUCAUUCCUCCAUCAUUAUACAACAUAUCCUCCCUAGUUUCCUUGGCUUUAGCUUCAAACCACCUAUGGGGGGAUAUUCCGGGAGAUAUUGGGAUUAAACUCCCAAAUCUUCUAGUUUUCAAUUUCUGCAUUAAUAAAUUCACCGGAAAAAUUCCAUGGUCUUUGCACAAUCUCACAAAUAUAAGAAUCAUCCGCAUGGCCCACAACCUUCUAGAAGGAACAGUUCCGCCAGGCCUGGAAAAUCUCCCAGUUCUUCGAAUGUAUAACAUUGGUUUUAAUAGGAUUCGGUCGGGUGAAGAUGGCCUUAGAUUCCUUACUUCUUUUACAAAUAGUACUCUCCUAUACUUCCUUGCCAUUGAUGGCAACCAUUUGGAGGGUGUGAUCCCAGAAUCAAUAGGCAAUCUUUCUAAGGUUCUCACGAAUCUGUACAUGGGAGGAAAUCGUAUUUCGGGUAACAUUCCCACAUCCAUCGGACGUCUUAGCGGCCUGCGUUUGCUAAAUUUUACUGACAAUUCGAUUUCAGGUGAAAUCCCACCUGAAAUAGGCCUGUUGGAUGAACUACAGGAGUUGAGUUUGGCAAAAAAUAAGAUCUUUGGCAGUAUUCCGAAUUCUCUUGGAAAUCUCCAAGGGUUAAACCUUCUUGAUUUAUCAGAAAAUAGCUUUUUGGGUAAAAUACCCACUACUUUUGGAAACUUCAAGAAUCUUCUUUCCAUUGACCUAUCCAGCAACAGGUUUAAUGGGAGCAUACCUAAAGAAGUUUUGAGUCUUCCUAGCUUGAGCACUGUUUUGAAUCUAUCUAAGAACUUUCUAACUGGACCUAUACCUCAAGAAAUUGGUCUCCUAAAAGGUGCUGUUACCAUUGAUCUCUCCCACAACCUUUUGUCUGGUAGUAUCCCCAGCUCGAUCGAAAACUGUAAGAGCUUGGAGAAAUUGUUCAUGGCCAGAAACACGCUUUCAGGUCCAAUUCCGAAUACUAUUGCAGAAGUGAAAGGUCUGGACACUCUAGAUCUUUCCUCCAACCAACUCUCUGGAUCUAUUCCUGUUGAACUCCAAAACCUUCAGGCCCUUAAGUCCUUGAACCUGUCUUUCAAUAAUUUGGAAGGGAUUGUUCCCAGAAGCGGAGUUUUCAGAAAUCUCUCUCAAGUCCAUUUGGAAGGCAACCCAAAGCUUUGCCUAAAUUUUGCAUGUGUCAAUAGUCAAGGGCGUCGAGGAAGAACAGUAGCCAAAGUUCUUGUUAUAACAAGUAUCCUUGUUACAUUGGUCCUGUGCGUUAUAUUUGGCUCACUGUUGUACAUAAAGAGAAGCAAACGAAAGAUGGCAGAAACUUCUGAAACGUUCAAAGGACAGCAUCAAAUGGUGUCCUACAAUGAAAUCCGUCAAGCGACUGGAAAUUUCAACCAAGAAAAUUUUAUUGGCAAAGGGAGCUUUGGGUCAGUUUAUAAAGGCUAUCUUUGGCAAGGAAUCGCUAUCGCAGUUAAAAUCCUUGAUCACACUGAUAAGAAGAGCUCUUGGAAGAGCUUUUUGGCAGAAUGCGAGGCUUUGAGGAACGUUAGGCAUCGGAAUCUUGUUCGACUCAUCACAUCAUGCUCUAGCAUAGACUUCAAGAACAUGGAUUUUCUGGCUCUGGUUUACGAAUUUAUGAGUAAUGGCAGCUUAGAAGAUUGGCUAGAAGGCAAGAAGAAGCAUGUAAAUGGGCAUGCGCUGAAUGUUCUGGAGAGAUUGAACGUGGUCAUUGACGUUGCUUGUGGAUUAGAUUACUUGCACCAUGACUGUGAAGUUCCAGUGGUGCAUUGUGAUUUGAAGCCCAGCAACAUCCUUUUGAGUGAAGACAUGACUGCAAAGGUAGGAGAUUUUGGUCUUGCCAGGUUGCUAAUUGAAAGAACAGGCAAUCAAUCUCAUAUUAGCUCCACAAAUGCUCUAAAGGGAUCCAUAGGUUACAUACCUCCAGAGUAUGGUUUGGGAGAAAAAAUAUCAACUUCUGGAGAUGUGUACAGCUUUGGGGUAAUGCUGCUCGAGCUCUUCACUGGGAAGAACCCAACACACGGGAGCUUCAGUGGAGGCCAAAACCUAACCAGAUGGGUGCAGUUAGGUUUCCCAUCCAACGUGAAACAAGUACUCGACCCUGUGAUGCUAGCUCAGAUGAGCAGCCUUGACCACAAUGAGAAAUACAUAAGCCCUGAUGCUCAACACGAAUGCCUCAUCACAAUCCUUGCGGUUGGGCUAUCUUGCACUGCAGACUCUCGUGAUGCCCGCAUUAGUAUUAGAGGUGCUCUACACAAACUGCAAUCUGCAAGAGACAGCCUUCUUAAACCAGGUCCUAGUGAGAAAACUGAGAAUUAGUAAUCAAAGAUGGCACUAAUGGGUGAAUGGUAUUAAUUGCAAGAGGUAUGUCAGCAGUCAGUAGUCAGCUUAAUAUUGAUCUCAUGUAAUAAGCUUACGUCCUUUUGACUUCAUACAAUGUCGUUGGUCCCUCUUGCUAUGGAGUUUUCUUUUCUUUAAUUUAGUGGGCUGUAAUUUUUGUUUGAUGCAUUGUAGUUUUCCUAAUUAUAUAGAAGGCUGCUUAAUAUUCAACGUAAUAGUGAAGUG
Messenger RNA from Juglans regia (Persian walnut), 3326 nucleotides. Its product is annotated as putative receptor-like protein kinase At3g47110. The transcript is spliced from 2 exons. The record is from RefSeq and is a predicted model, not a curated record. The coding region runs from base 33 to 3080 and encodes 1015 amino acids. Gene Ontology annotation, biological process: protein phosphorylation; hormone-mediated signaling pathway. Gene Ontology annotation, molecular function: protein binding; ATP binding; protein kinase activity. Lineage: Eukaryota; Viridiplantae; Streptophyta; Magnoliopsida; Fagales; Juglandaceae. Gene Ontology annotation, cellular component: plasma membrane.